CCUUUCUCUCUUCCUUGGCUUCCUCUUGUCUUUUACUCUUCUGGGUCUCCAAGGGAAGAUCCGGGGUGUAAAAAGAUGCUGGAAAAUCUUCAAUCGUGUUGCCAGUUUUACCAGUCAAGUAUUUUAAUUUUUGUGUUUUUAAAAUUUUGGAGUUAAAGUGAAACUUUACUCUUCUUCGAAAGACAAAAAAUAACGUGUGGAGAGGGUUAGAUCUGACUGAGUUGUUGUUUCCUCUGUUUUUAUCGGUGGGAGUUAUUUUUACUCCUCUUUUUAUUUUAUUUUAUAUCUCUGUUUAAUUUCUAUGGGGAGGAAACUAAUGGGGUUUGUUGUUUGUGAACGAAGGACUUUUGGUUCCAAGUAUAGUUCACUGUUUUGUACCGCUGCGCGUUUUUACAAUUUUUUCAUGUGAUCCUUGUACUUGGGGGAAAUUCCAAGGUUUGCAGUUGUGUUUCCGUGAUCCUUGGUGCUUAUGUUGUAAGUCAUUGACGACAGUUUCGGAGAUUGCUCGGGUUACUUUAUUUGAGCGUUCUUUUUGGUAUAUUUUAUCUACAAGUUUGGUUGGUGCGUGGAUUCAGCAAGCUGGGGCGUGUUCUUUCCAUCAUCGCUAAUAUUCUAAGCAUGUGUUUCCCUUUCUUCAAUCCACAAAUAUUAUCUCUUUUUUUUUUUGGGUCAGUUAUCACAUUUCCCAUGCAUAAUGUCUCCUUUUGCACAAAAUAUAGUUAGUGUUCUGGCUGCCUGGUUUUACACAUGAAUGAAGAGCAAGCAGUUUUUUAUGAGGACCGAAUAAAAGAUUCAAAUUUCUAUGACGUCUAUCAAAUCAUUGAGAUGGCUGAUGAGAAAAAAGAGUGGAUUGUCUGAUGGGGGUAAAUCAAGUUUCAAGAUGAAACAUCUGCCUUUUCUGGCAGUUUUGUGCACGAUAAUGUUAUUCAUUGUGUAUAGAACCACAAAGUAUCAGUAUCACCAAGAAGAGAUUGACAAAAAAUGGAGUUUCUGGGGACAACCAAAGGUGUAUCCUUCAACUUAUGGGAAGUUGAAAGGCUUGCCACGAGGUAUAAUACAUGAUAAUUCAGAUUUGGAGUUAAGACCAUUAUGGUCAAGAAGUAGUUCAAGAUCAAAGGCUGUUUACUCUAACUCUAACUUACUGGCAGUUCCAGUUGGUAUUAAACAAAAGCAGAAUGUUGAUGCUAUGGUGCAAAAGUUUCUUCAAGAAAACUUCACAAUUAUUUUAUUCCAUUAUGAUGGCAAUGUGGAUGGAUGGUGGAAUCUUGACUGGAGUAGCAAGGCCAUACACAUUAUUGCUCGGAAUCAAACAAAGUGGUGGUUUGCAAAAAGGUUUCUACAUCCAGAUAUAGUGUCUAUUUAUGAUUAUAUCUUUCUCUGGGAUGAGGAUCUAGGUGUGGAGCAUUUUUCACCUUCAAGAUAUGUUGAAAUUAUAAAGAGAGAAGGUUUGGAGAUAUCUCAACCAGCUCUUGACCCAAAUUCAACAGAGAUACACCAUAGAAUUACAAUUAGAGCUAGAACCAAGAAAUUUCAUAGAAGAGUCUAUGAACGCAGAGGCAGUACAAGGUGUUCAGAUUUAAGUGAGGGACCGCCGUGCACUGGGUUUGUGGAAGGUAUGGCUCCUGUUUUCUCUCAAUCUGCCUGGUACUGCACUUGGCAUCUUAUACAGAAUGACCUUGUCCAUGGAUGGGGAGUUGAUAUGAAGCUAGGAUAUUGUGCACAGGGAGAUCGAACUAAAAAGGUGGGAGUUGUUGACAGCGAAUAUGUUUUUCACAAGGGAAUACAAACUCUGGGGGGGAGUGGUCACAGAAUGACAAAGGUUUCGAAACUACAAAGGACAACUAUGCAGAAACAAGGUGGAGUAGGAAUUGAUGUGCGAACUGAGAUAAGAAGGCAAUCGACAUGGGAAUUUGAAAUCUUCAAAGAGCGUUGGAAUAAAGCCAUUGGUGCAGACAAAAACUGGGUUGAUCCAUUUAAGAGUGACCAAAGACGCAUAAGAAAAUGGCGUGACACGCAACGCCUUGCUAAGAACAAUAUUUAACUCUGUUGCAUAUCUCACAGUUUCAUUCACAGGGCAUUACCUUUUAUUUAUAGGCAUAAUUUAGUUUGUGUAGAUGAGUAAAAAUUCAUUCAAUUUUGAAAAGGAAAAAAAUAGAGAGUUUUUCUUCUUUAUAUUAUCUUGUUAUGGUUCGGACUUUCUUAGUA
Messenger RNA from Glycine soja, 2205 nucleotides. RefSeq lists its product as uncharacterized. Bases 803 to 2041 code for a protein of 412 amino acids. The record is from RefSeq and is a predicted model, not a curated record. The transcript has 16 exons. NCBI's taxonomy places the organism in Eukaryota, Viridiplantae, Streptophyta, Magnoliopsida, Fabales, Fabaceae.